This is a messenger RNA of Monodelphis domestica (gray short-tailed opossum), 1537 nucleotides long. Its product is annotated as growth/differentiation factor 15. The record is from RefSeq and is a predicted model, not a curated record. Gene Ontology annotation, cellular component: extracellular region. NCBI's taxonomy places the organism in Eukaryota, Metazoa, Chordata, Mammalia, Didelphimorphia, Didelphidae. Gene Ontology annotation, molecular function: growth factor activity; cytokine activity.
UCAAGCCCAUUCAUUCUCCUCCGCCGCCCGCAGUCCUGUUUCCACUAUGGUGAGUUUCUCCAUGUGCCCCAUUCAGCUGCGGCUCCUGCCACCGAUGCUGCUGUUGCUGUUGCUGCCGCCGCCUCCGACCAGUGGAGCCGAGCCUCAGCUGAUGCAUCAGGAACGCAGCGCGGAGCUCGAAGCCAUACGCAGCGCCAUCCUGGGAAGGCUUGGGCUGUCCAAGCCCCCCGACGUCCGUCCCCCUCUUCUCAGUGCCACGGAGGUCCGGAGGCUGCGGCGCCGCUACGAGGAAGCACUGGCCCAGCUGAGGACCAACCGGAGCAUGGAGGAGACCGACCUACACAGUAGUUCGGGUCCCAGUAUUACCAAGGUCCGGAUCCUGGCGCCCAAAGUGGAGCUGAGCCGAGACGCCUCCAACCUGCGCUUCCACCUGCUGCUCGACCGGGAGGCGCUGCCUGUGGAGAUGCUAGAGAAGCCGCGGCUGAUGAGCGCCCAGCUGUGGCUGUUUCUGCAGCCACCUUCCCCGCCCCCUCGGACUGAGGGGGCCACCUUCCCGCUAGAAGCUGAAGCAAAAAGCCUGAGGUUCGACCUGACGCGGCCGCUGCGACGCUGGCUCAGACCAGGCCGGACCGCUGCGCCCCAGCUGCGGAUGCCCCUGGCUCUGCCUCCCAGCAUGGCCCCGGAGCUGCUCCGACGGCCUCCGGUCCCGCGCGCCAGCCUGCGCGUCAAGUUCCAGACCCCAGCGGGCAGGAAGAGCCGCAGGGUGCGGGCGCUACAGCCGGAUAAGGACUGCGAAGAGGGCAGCGGGAGCCGCUGCUGCGCUCGCUCGCAGCGCGUGUCCUUCCAGGAGCUUGGCUGGGCAGACUGGGUGCUGGCGCCGCGCGAAUACGAGAUGCGCUUUUGCGAAGGCUCCUGCCCGCACAACUACCGGCCCGCAAGCCUGCACGCACAGCUCAAGGCCCGCCUACACAGCGUGUCCCCUGCCGCUGUGGGCCCACCCUGCUGCGCGCCCUCUGCCUACGAGCCCAUAGUGCUCAUGCAUUAUGGCAGUGAUGGGCAGGUGACGCUCACGCCCUUUGAAGAUCUGGUCCCUACAACUUGCCACUGCGCAUGACCCAGCGCGACCUGGGGGGCUCCUGCGCUGCAAAGUCAAGGGGCUGGACAUUAGCGAGCUAGGAUGGACCACACCUAGCUUCCCUUCUCCCCAGCCCAAUCAGGCAGCCCAAAGCUGACCUCUACACUGCAAAUCCAGAGUGGCUGAAGAAGGGGUCCGGGGUGGCCACUUGUGGCACCUGUCAUAGCUGUGGCCAAAGAGUGGAGCUGAAGCUGGCCCUCCUUAGCAGCUAUGUUUCCUCCCUCCUGGCUUGGGAGAAGCAGCCUUAUUUAUAGUCAUAUUUAUCUAUAACUUAUUGGGAUGGGGGGACGGGGAUUUGUACAACUCUCAUUGCUUGGCUUUUAUUUAUAAUGGACACUGUUACAGAAAGAAUCUUCUGUUACUUUGAAAAGGGAAUUUAAAAAUAAAUCCUAAAAAACUGAA